Messenger RNA from Naegleria fowleri, 1248 nucleotides. RefSeq lists its product as uncharacterized. NCBI's taxonomy places the organism in Eukaryota, Heterolobosea, Eutetramitea, Acrasida, Naegleriidae. The transcript has a single exon. The record is from RefSeq and is a predicted model, not a curated record. Bases 1 to 1248 code for a protein of 415 amino acids.
AUGAACGAUCUAUUGUCAUUGGAUACUUCAGAGUCACUUUCUGAAGAGAUUUCAAAGAAUAUCAAUCAUGAAAAGUCAAAUGUCACUUCUCGAAAACUCUCUCUUUUUCAUGAAAGAGAUUAUUACACUCUUCUUCCAAAAUAUCCAAGUGCUAAAGAAAAAUCAAGUGGUGCAGGAUAUGCCAUCAAAUCCUCCAAACGAUGGAUCGAACAUUCCACCUAUGUCUAUGCUCAAGAGAAAAUUGAUGGCUCUCAGUUGUCAUUCAUGCUGACAAAUGUCAAUGAUGAUGAAAAUAAGGACCAAGCACUUUCCAAUCAAGAAGAAAGAGGUCCAAGAAUGAAAUUAAUUUAUCGAACAAAAAAAGGUCCAAUCUCCAAUGACGUUUUCUUUGAAAAUGCCAUCAAAGGUAUUACUGAAAUUCAACAUUUACUUUUCCCAAAUUAUAUCUAUCGAGGUGAAACCAUUACUCGUUAUAGACAUUGUCGUGUCAUGUAUGGAAUCAUUCCUCCAAAAUCUUUUGUCUUGUUUGAUGUCCAGAAUGAUAAGGGAAAUUAUUUGCUGCCAGAUGAAAUUGAAAUGGAAGCAAAACGAUUGGGAUUGAUGUGUGCUCAAAUUGUGUAUCGUGGUUUGUUGGAUUUUGAAAAGUUGAAAUAUUUGUGUAAUAAUACCAAAUCUCAAUUGGGUGGAUAUGCCAUGAUGGAAGGUUUGGUUGUGAAACAAUAUGUAGAUCACACCACCAUGACAGUUGACAGCUCUUUGAAAACAGAUGAAAUGGAUGGUCUUGGUGACAUUCAAAUGGUCUCUUUCAAAAUGGUUUCUAAACGUUACAAGGAAACAAAGAAAGCCAAACAUCUCAAAGAAGAAAAAGAUGUUGACACCAAAUUGAAAACUAUUGCUCAAAGUGUCUGCACUCCAUCGAGAUGGGAAAAAGCCAUGAUUCGUUAUCUUGAAGAAGGUGGUGACAUGAAUCAUAUAGAUUUGAGUGGUAUUCUGUGUUUGGAAAUUAAGAAGGAUAUCAUUAAGGAAGAGAAUGAUUCCAUUCAAAAGUUGUUGAAAGAGUGUGACAUGGAAUGUACAGAUGGUGUGGUGGAUAUGAUUUUGGAAUUUGCAGUGGAAGGUGUCAAGGAAUGGGCUAAACAAUAUGUCAAGGAAAUUGCAUCCACUUUCUUGAAUGAUUCGAUCCUAUCAACAGAAACAACCAAUUCUGUUGUGGAAUUGGCAACACCAAUAUUAUUGGUGAAUAAAUGA